UUGCAUAAAUUUGUUUUAGAUGAGGAUGAGGAUGGGGACAGAAUCACAGUGCGGAGUGAUGAAGAGAUGCAGGCAAUGAUGUCAUAUUAUGUCAAUCAAAUCAGUGAAAUGCAGGCCAUUGGAGGUGAGGUGAUGCCACUUGUCAUCUAUCCCAGAGCUUGCAAGCCGGCUGGGAAAAGAAAUAUCCAUGGAUUAACUGUGAAGACUAAGGCAUUUGCUGCUGGUGACUCAGGUGGAAAGAGAAGCAUGUCUGGGACAGGGAGGAAGCAGUCUGGGGAUCUUAGACAAAUUCUUGCCAGUGGAGAGACAAACUCACAGUCGAGUGUGCUGAUAAAUGAAGAUGAUAUACAGUACCUGGCCAUUCUGGGACAUGGGAAUGGGGGAACAGUCUACAAGGCAAAUCACAAGUCCAGUAGCAAACUGAUGGCAGUGAAGGUGAUUCCUUUAGAUGUCACUCCAGAAGUACAGAAGCAAAUCAUGUCGGAGCUGGAAAUUUUGUACAGGUGCGACUCUCCGCACAUUAUAGGAUUUUAUGGAGCCUUCUUCACAGAGAACAGAAUUUCCAUAUGUACAGAGUUUAUGGAUGGUGGUUCUUUAGAGUUGUAUGGUGCUAUACCUGAACCUGUUUUAGGGAGAAUAGCUUUUUCUGUUGUCACGGGAUUAAAUUAUUUGUGGGGACUAAAGAUAAUGCACAGAGAUGUGAAGCCUUCAAAUAUCCUGGUAAACACAAAGGGUCAAGUGAAGCUUUGUGACUUUGGUGUCAGUGUACAGUUAGUGGACUCCAUAGCCAAGACGUAUGUCGGAACCAGUGCCUACAUGGCGCCUGAAAGAAUUCUAGGAGAUGAGUAUGGCAUCCACUCAGAUGUCUGGAGUCUAGGACUCUCUCUGUUAGAGAUGGCAUUAGGAAGAUUUCCAUACCCAAAGAUUCAGAAGAAUAAAUACUACGGUGAUGUAGUGCCAAUGGAAGUGUUCCAGUGUAUACUCACAGAGAAUCCUCUAGCUUUGUCUGCUGAAAACUUCUCCCCUCCAUUUGUUGACUUUGUUGGAAGAUGUAUGCAAAAGUCCCCAAAAGAGAGACCCUCCCCCAUGCAGCUGUUGCAACAUCCUUUCAUCCAAGCCAGCGGUGACGGCAGCGACAUGGAAGUGAUCGCGAUGUGGAUGGGACAGCGGCGGGCACAGAUAGACUUACUACAGCAGAACCCAGGGCUGUCCAGACCUUCCUCCACCGUUGCUCGCUCGCCGAGGCCUGCAGCCCCCUACGCUCAAACAGCUCCUGCAGGUUCGCCUUCCUUGUAUCGGCGCACCAGCACUUAAAGACCACUGUACCCCUGGGACUUCAUCUCACUCCCUAACCAGUGCUUUCCUUCUGGACCUGUCAUGCCUCAUCUCUUCCUUGUUAUGACGGAAACCAAUCAAAAAAAAAAAAUGAUUUCGUCCUCUUCUCAGCCAUUGAAUUUUUGCCAGCCCCUCAAGCGUGGAGGCUUGUUUUAGUCUGAAUUUGCUCUACAUGGUGAUCUUCAUUGACCAACAUUUGUAUUAUAUAAUUUCCUUUGACCAUGUCAAUAUUGGAAAUUAUGAAAGAGUAUGAUUGAUCUUUAUUGUUCUCUAUGAUGUCUCAUUAAUGACGGUAAGUUCUGAUUUAUUUUUCAUGACAUCUCUCAUUACCAUGAUCCUACUACAUUGCCAGCUUGCCACAACACAAGGCAAAACGCAGUCUUCUUCAGAACACCAUAACCCAACCCAUCUAAUAGAAAAAGGACAGACACCAUCAUUGGAAAAAAGAUCAGUAGUAGCAACAGUUUUGAUUUCAUGUGCGUUAGAUAAUAAAAAUCUCAUCAAGUUGGUGUAUAGGAACCAAUAGGAAACAACAACUAACAAAGAAACAAACAGUAGGGGAACCAAUCUGCAAUCAAAGAUAGAAAAUAACAAAUAUCCAAUAAAAGUGAUUAAAUCUUUGCAACUGGGUAGAAUAGUUAAUGUCAAUUUUGCUGAGAAAUUGUUGUUUUAUCAUGUUCACUCUUGAUUUGCAUCAUUGCCUGACUAUACUGUACAAGUUAUAGACAAAAAUGAAGUUUGGGAAGGGAAAAGGAAGACAAGUGGCAUAUCAUAACCCUACAUAUCAGGUGGGAGCUUACAUAUUUCUUAUUUCAUAGACCAUUUGGCAGACCCUAUUGCAUGCUGGGAGAUAAGGACACUAUGGGUAGCACAGAAGGUAAGCAAUAGCAUUAACAUGACAAUAUAGUCCAGAUUGGACACAGUACACAUGUAUACUGCUUACAUUUUGUCAUGGCAAUGUGGUGUUUACCCCCAGCAUUACUCAUAAUUCUUCCUGCCUCCCAGCAUAUUCUGAACAAUUUAAGAGCUUUUUCAGGUUUCCACAUUCAAUCUGUUUCCAAUGUAAUAAAAUCUCUUUCAUUCAGUAAAAUGAAACUUUCCAACUGUUUAUCCCCACCAUUUUGACUGGAAUAGCCUAAUUGGAACUUUUAAAAUACAAGUUACAGAAUUCUCUAUCAGAUACAUGUAGGCCUAAACGAACAUUCCUACUCUAACACUAAAUGCAAUUAUGGUGACUUUUAUUCCAGUGCUAUUAUUAAUCUAAUCCACUUUGUUUCACAGUUUAGGAGAGAUGUUUUUGCACAUACAUGUACCUUGGCACAAUAUUACAAGAAAGUGCAUUUCAGAGACCACUAUUACCAAGCCUUUGGGACUGAGGAAUAUUGAGGAAGUGAUUAUGAUACUCGUUAAUUAGAGACAAGUAUGUUUGAUUAAUUACUACUCAGGACCCCUUCAGCUGGUUAUAUGAUGUGCGGUGGUGGCACAGUGAAUCCGUAAGACAAUUAAAGCCCAAACAGAGCUCUAGUUUUUAAAGUAAAAUGGCAGUGCCGGCAGAUAGAGAGGGGGUAUUUUUGCAAGGAGUUGUCAGGGAAGUUACCUAAAUGUACUUGAGGUGCCCCAGGCAAGAAGUCCACAUUCAACUGAGGAAAUGAAUGUAGAAUCUUAAAGAAACAAGUAAAUAUAGUGGUCAGUCAAUACAUAUUUCUUCACUGCUUUUCACUAAUUCUGCACUAUUUCAGCUCAAUGUCAAUGAUUUGGGAAGAUUCUGAUUCUUGGCUUGGCUUAUGAAUUUCUAGCUCACUGCAUUCAUCAGGUGUAGGAGGCCAGAAUAUACCCUGGUAGCUUCGGUCCAGGAGUGUGCUCUAGCCUGCUAGACCAGUCUUUUCAUGUAUUGAAGACAGUGUUUGUAUCUUGAAGUGUUUAAGUAGACUUCUUGUCUGGAGUACCAUUUUUGCAUUCCCAGUGCCAUUGACAAGGGUACAGGCAGCUUGAGAUUAAUGCUCUAAAUUAUUUUCUCUCUAUGAGUUGACUAAAUGAGCACAAAAAUGGAAACUGCAAAAUGUGAAAGAUAGGACUGGUACUUGUGCUAUGUAAUCUAAAUCGCUACUAUUAGUAACUAAAUAGCAUUGAUGGUGUACUUAUAAGUGACCUGAUAUUACGGUAGUGUUGGACCUAAUACAUGUACUACAGAUCAUAACAUAGACAACACUAGACUGCAAUUAUUCUUACACUGUAUGUAAAUGUGAGCUGUUGUGUAAUCAUACAAUAUUUUAAAGAUAAACAACAAACAUAAGAUUCUAAUAUGUGACCUUGGGGAUCUACUAUAUUGUAGUUGAUUUGUAAAAUACUUUAUGAUUCACUUUGUGUGGCUUCAAGAGAUUGAUUUCAGGCUGCCUUACACUUGUUGCUGAUAAUAGUGUAAGCUAAGUAGGAUAGAGAAUGACUCAAUAAAUGUAUAAAUUCUCCACUGUGUUUGGUCAAAAGGUAUUGAAAAAAAUGUUUUCCUAUACCAUUGCCUCUGUGAGGGCGGAAAUUACUUUGCUUGAUGUGCUGGAAUAUAGCAGCAUGGCACGUAUGGUAGCUAGAUGCUGUAUGGUAAUAAAUUAUUGCUUCUCAAGUCAUUCUAUUGUCAAUUUGUCAUGUUGUCUCUUCUCCAAUAAUAUUGACUUUUGUGUAUAGCAAAACAGAAGGCACCAUAUGAGUGUCUUCUGUGUGUACACUUGUGAGCGCAGAAUUCAUGACACUGAAUAAUUCUGAAACAUCC
Molecule: messenger RNA, 4099 nt
Organism: Branchiostoma belcheri (Belcher's lancelet)
Lineage: Eukaryota; Metazoa; Chordata; Leptocardii; Amphioxiformes; Branchiostomatidae
Product: dual specificity mitogen-activated protein kinase kinase 5-like
Exons: 22
Coding region: 67-1314 (415 amino acids)
Biological process (GO): protein phosphorylation; MAPK cascade
Molecular function (GO): ATP binding; MAP kinase kinase activity
Source: RefSeq, a predicted model, not a curated record